Messenger RNA from Molossus molossus (Pallas's mastiff bat), 2274 nucleotides. RefSeq names its product coiled-coil domain containing 30 (gene CCDC30). The record is from RefSeq and is a predicted model, not a curated record. Bases 142 to 2274 code for a protein of 710 amino acids. Lineage: Eukaryota; Metazoa; Chordata; Mammalia; Chiroptera; Molossidae. The transcript is spliced from 17 exons.
ACUGGGAGCGAAGUGACCCGGGACCCUCACCGCGCUCUCUGGAAGACAGUUUCCGGCCUGCUUUCUGUGGUUCCCGCCGCAGCCCCGAGGAGGAAUGCACCUAUUCUCCGCUCUUUUUCACCAUUCCAGUGCAGUGAAGACAUGCUGAGGACUGCUUCCAGAAAUCUAGAAGAACUUUCAGUGAAGGACAUGGAGAAAAUGAAAGAAGUGGGAAAUGAUACAAACCGUGUUUGUAAUUUACCAGAGGAAAGAGAAGCAUUUUCUCAUGGUUAUGAAAAGGAGAACAAACAUCUUACACAUGAGUUUAAAGAGCUCCAACUCAAACAGGAAGCACAAAUAAAGGAGGUUAAAGAAAUGUGGUAUCAAGAAGGCUCUGAACUAGCUCUGAGCAGCCCCAGCGAACAGAUUGCAUACUUACUGGUGGACAGAAGUAAACUCUUGAGUAAACUGGAACUUGGGGACUCAAAGCCUGAGUCACAAAGAUGUAUGAGCGGUAACCUACAGAAAAAAUGUGCCCAGUCUCAUAAUGAAGAUAUAGAAAAAGAUAAAACAUCACAAAACGGCACAGAGAGAGAUGUGGAACAAAUAGCAAAGAGGUUAAGGAUGGUCCAUGAAGAGAUCCAAAGGUUCACUGAUGAACUACAAGGGAAUGAGAAAGAACAGAGUAAAUUAGAUUUUGCACUUGAGAAUGCUCAACUAGAAAUUGAGAAACUGAAAAAAAAUUUGACAAAGCUGAGAGAAAAUGAUUCAAUUGACCUAAAGAAAGCAAAGGAACACAAUCAGAGACUGAAUGAGGAAAUUCUGGCUUUAAGAACUCGGGUUAGAUCACUUGACUCAGAAAGAAAAGUGCUUGGAGAAGUGGUUGAAAGGCUUAAAGGAGAGAUUCGUGAAUCUCAAGAGAAUAAGCAGCUGGGAAACCACUCCCCUGGGAAAACUGUGGGUGCUGAACAGAAAGAACAGAAUGCAUCAUGUAGAGAAAAACUGAAAUACCAGCAGCAAGAGGAAGUACAACAACUUCGCCAGAAUUUGCACCGGCUCCAGGUUCUAUGCAACUCAGCUGAGAAAGAGCUUCGCUAUGAGCGAGGAAAGAACUUGGAUUUAAAGCAACAGAAUAGCUUACUUCAGGAAGAAAGCGUUAAGAUCAAAAUUGAACUAAAGCAGGCCCAGCAGAAGUUAUUAGACAGUGUGAAGUUGUACUCUUCACCCCCAGCAGAGUGGAAGCAAUGUCAGCAGAAAAUCAAGGAACUGGAGCUGGAAGUACUUACACAGGCUCAGAUCAUUAAAUCACAGAACAGCCUGCAAGAAAAGCUGGCUCAGGAGAAAUCUAAAGUUGCUGAUGCAGAGGAAAAGAUUUUGGAUCUGCAGCAGAAAUUAGAACAUGCUCAUAAAGUCUGUCUCACAGAUGCUUGUAUUUUGGGAAAGAAGCAACUAGAGGAAAGGAUAAAAGAAGCCACAGAAAAUGAAGCUAAAAUAAAGCAGCAAUAUCAGGAAGAACAACAGAAGAGGAAACUCCUAGAUCAGAAUAUAAAUGAGCUACAAAAGGAAGUUAAAAUCUUACAGGAUAAAGAGAACGUACUGGAAAGGACCAAUUUUCAGCAACAAUACAGAAUUCAGCAACAAGAGGCCCAACUUAAACAACUGGAAAAUAAUAAAAGAAAAUCUGAUGCGUAUCUCAAGAGCAACCAGGAAUUGUUGAAGAAGGUGUCUGGGUUGCAGCAAGAGAAGAAAGCUCUACAUAAGGAGUGUAGGAGAUUUGUGAAGCAGAUUGAUGUCCAUAUGAGAAACUAUAAUAAAAAAUGUUAUGAUCACAAAACCAAGCUUCACAGAGUCAAGAAUCGCUUCAUUCAUGAAGUAGAGCAACGCGAUGACAGAAUUAAACUACUUGAAAAUGAAAACGGAAUACUGCGGCAAAAAUUAGAAAAGGAGAAGGCAUUCCAGGACCAGAUCCUUGCCCAAAAUAAUAACUUGCUCCUAGAAAAUCGGAAACUUCUGGAGCAACUCACGGAGCAAGAAAAAUUGAUCGAAGACAACAGAUGCACAAUAUCUUCUGUGCAGCACAGAGUAUUUUUCCUGGAUAAAGAAAAUAAGCAGUUACAGGAAAACAGACUCCAGCUCACAGAGCAGGUUGGCCUCUUAAAACGCGUUAUAAGAAGCAUCCAGAUUUUCCGAGGACAGGAAACAAUAUUUAGCAGCACCUCUAAAUAUGAAGUAUUGAAUAAAAUUUUGCCCCUAUCAAACUCCAGGUUAGUAAAGUCAAGACAAUCUUCUAUAUGA